Molecule: messenger RNA, 2690 nt
Organism: Pogona vitticeps (central bearded dragon)
Lineage: Eukaryota; Metazoa; Chordata; Lepidosauria; Squamata; Agamidae
Gene: PREP
Product: prolyl endopeptidase
Biological process (GO): proteolysis
Cellular component (GO): cytosol
Molecular function (GO): oligopeptidase activity; serine-type endopeptidase activity
Source: RefSeq, a predicted model, not a curated record
CUGGGCCGCGCCUCGCCUCGCCUCGCCCUGCCCGGGCCCUCCUCUUCCUGCCUCCCGCCCCUUCGCCGUCCGCCCAAAGCGCCUGCCUUUCCUGGCCAUCCACCGGCAGCGCCAGCAAGCAUGCAGGUCUUCCAGUAUCCCGAGGUGUAUCGCGAAGAGACCUCCGUGCAAGACUAUCAUGGCUGCAAAGUAUGUGAUCCAUAUAGCUGGCUUGAAGAUCCUGAUAGUGAACAAACAAAGGCUUUCGUGGAGGCACAAAACAAGAUAACGGUGCCCUUUCUUGAGCAGUGUGCUAUCCGAGGACAGUUUAAGGAGCGGAUGACUGAACUGUAUGACUACCCCAAGUACAGUUGUCAUUUCCGGAAAGGGAAAAGGUAUUUUCAUUUUUACAAUUCUGGACUUCAGAAUCAGCGAGUAUUAUACGUGCAAGACUCCUUGGACGUUGAUGCCAAAGUAUUUCUAGACCCAAAUAAACUUUCUGAUGAUGGUACUGUGGCUUUGCGAGGUUACGCGUUCAGUGAAGAUGGUGAAUAUUUUGCAUAUGGUUUGAGUUCCAGUGGGUCAGACUGGGUAACAAUCAAAUUUAUGAAGGUGGAUGGAGCUGAGGAACUUCCAGACACACUGGAAAUGGUGAAGUUUAGUUGUAUGGCCUGGACCCACGAUGGCAAGGGCAUGUUCUACAACUGCUACCCAAAGCAAGAUGGCAAAAGUGAUGGCACUGAAACAUCAACCAACUUGUACCAAAAGCUGUACUAUCAUGUCUUGGGAACUGACCAGUCCACAGAUGUUUUAUGCGCAGAAUUUCCCCAUGAGCCAAAAUGGAUGGGUGGAGCCGAGAUAUCUGAUGAUGGCCAAUAUGCUCUGCUAUCCAUACGGGAAGGAUGUGAUCCUGUGAACAGAUUGUGGUACUGUAAUCUACAGAAGGAAUCAAAUGGUAUUGCAGGUAUUUUGCAGUGGGUGAAAUUGAUAGACAACUUUGAUGCAGAAUAUGAAUAUGUCACGAAUGAGGGAACUAUAUUUACCUUCAAGACGAAUCGCCAUGCUCCAAACUAUCGAUUAAUUAAUAUUGAUUUUAAUGAUCCUGAGGAAUCCAAGUGGAAAGUGUUGGUUCCUGAACAUGGAAGGGACGUUCUGGAAUGGGUCGCUUGUGUUAGAUCCAAUUUCCUUGUCUUGUGUUAUCUCCAUGAUGUGAAGAAUGUUCUGCAACUCCAUGACCUAGCAACUGGUGCCCAUCUCAAGACAUUUCCAUUAGAUGUUGGCAGUAUUGUAGGAUACAGUGGCCAAAAGAAAGACACUGAAAUAUUUUAUCAGUUUACUUCCUUCUUAUCACCAGGUAUUAUUUACCACUGUGAUCUGACCAAAGAUGAACUAGAGCCAAGAGUUUUCCGAGAGGUCACAGUAAAAGGAUUUGAUCCUUCAGCUUACCAAACAGUGCAAGUUUUCUACCCCAGCAAAGAUGGUACAAAGAUCCCCAUGUUUAUUGUCCACAAAAAAGGAAUCAAAUUAGAUGGGUCUUCUCCUGCCUUUCUUUACGGUUAUGGUGGCUUCAACAUAUCUAUCACACCAAGCUACAGUGUUUCAAGGCUCAUUUUUAUAAGACACCUGGGUGGUAUUCUAGCUGUGGCUAAUAUCCGAGGAGGUGGUGAAUAUGGAGAGACUUGGCACAAAGGUGGUAUCUUGGCCCACAAGCAAAACUGCUUUGAUGACUUCCAGCAUGCAGCUGAGUAUCUUAUCAAAGAAGGAUAUACAUCGCCAAAGAAGCUGACUAUUAAUGGAGGUUCAAAUGGAGGCCUCUUAGUUGCUGCCUGCGCCAAUCAGCGUCCAGAUCUAUUUGGCUGCGUGAUUGCUCAAGUCGGAGUGAUGGACAUGCUGAAGUUCCACAAAUUCACCAUUGGUCAUGCCUGGACAACAGACUUUGGCUGCUCUGAUUAUAAAGAACAAUUUGAAUGGCUAUACAAAUAUUCCCCUCUCCAUAAUAUCAAAGUGCCAGAAGGAGAUGGAGUCCAGUAUCCAGCCACAUUACUCCUUACAGCUGAUCAUGAUGACCGUGUGGUGCCUCUUCAUUCCCUAAAGUUCAUUGCUACUCUGCAGUACGUUGUCGGCCGAAGCCCCAAACAGACCAACCCGCUACUAAUUCACGUUGACACCAAGGCUGGCCAUGGUGCUGGAAAGCCAACAGCCAAAGUUAUAGAGGAGGCAUCUGACAUGUAUGCCUUUAUAGCAAGAUGCCUAAGUCUUGAAUGGAUAGAAUAGCUCUUUACUCUCCGAAUUAGAAAUCAAGGGCUUUAACCACCAUUUUAAAACAACAGGAGCACUCGGUGUAGUACUUACAUUUAAGAACGGCCACUCCCAGCUCCCCAUGAACUUUCUGUUUCAAUUCAGUGUUUACUUUGCUCCUCAUUUUAGUUUCUGGCAUAUGUUUAAAAUAGCAUGUUCCGAUAAAUAGGCGGAUUACAGAUGAUGCUGUUAUGUGCAUUGUUAGAGUCACAGUUGGUGGUGGUGAUUAUAUCAUGCAACACAAUUUUAAUGUAAUAUUUCUCCUUGCAGACAUAUCUGGCUCACUUGUAAUUAAAUGUAAGUACUGUUCCAGUAUAAUUUGUCAAGUUGUGUUUUCUUUACAGCCACAAGAAGUGUUGGGACUAUUGCCAAUACUUCCCCAUUAAAGAAUCUAUAUUACAAAUGCUGAGUAA